Kogia breviceps (pygmy sperm whale) is the source of this 6388-nucleotide messenger RNA. Lineage: Eukaryota; Metazoa; Chordata; Mammalia; Artiodactyla; Physeteridae. The record is from RefSeq and is a predicted model, not a curated record.
CUUCCUUCUGGCCAGUCGCGCGUGGGCUGAGGCCCUGGGCGGGCGGUGCGAAGGCUUAUUUGCCAAAGCGGGGUACACGACGCAGUCCCGAGCUCCCUUCUCAAGGGGAGGCGGAAAAGGGUGUAAACCCCCUACCUAGGGUGAAUGGGCUGUCGCGUGAGCUGCUAAGGACAGACUGGGGAGCACGGGGGCCGGGGCCGCGACCAUGAACUCACCCGUGGACCCUGGAGCUAGGCAGGCGCUGAAGAAGAAGCCGCCCGAGCGGACGCCCGAGGACUUAAAUACUAUUUAUUCUUAUCUUCAUGGAAUGGAAAUAUUAUCAAAUCUCAGGGAACAUCAGCUUAGAUUAAUGUCUGCAAGAGCACGCUAUGAGAGAUACAGUGGCAAUCAAGUUCUUUUUUGUUCAGAAACUAUUGCCAGAUGUUGGUAUAUCCUGCUUUCUGGAUCUGUGCUUAUGAAAGACUCCAUGGUUUUGCCUCCUUGCAGUUUUGGUAAGCAGUUUGGAGGAAAAAGAGGAUGUGAUUGUCUUGUAUUAGAGCCUUCAGAAAUGAUUGUGGUAGAGAAUUCCAAAGAUAAUGAAGAUAGUAUUCUACAAAGAGAACUUCCUGCCAGACAGUCUCGACGACGGUUUCGGAAAAUUAACUGUAAAGGAGAACGCCAAACUAUUACUGAUGAUGUGGACAUUAACAGCUAUCUUUCACUUCCAGCCGAUCUUACCAAGAUGCACAUUUCAGACAACCCUCAUCCACAGGUGACUCAUGUGUCUUCUAGUCAGUCUGGUUGUAGCAUUGCCAGUGACUCUGGGAGCAGCAGUUUAUCAGAUAUCUAUCAGGCUACGGAAAGUGAGGUAGGAGAUGUAGAUUUAACACGUCUUCCAGAAGGACCUGUUGAUUCUGAAGAUGAAGAAGAGGAAGAUGAAGAGAUUGAUCGAACAGAUCCACUGCAGGGGCGAGAUCUUGUUCGAGAAUGUCUUGAAAAAGAACCUGCAGACAAAACUGAUGAUGACAUUGAACAAUUACUGGAGUUUAUGCACCAGCUUCCUGCUUUUGCAAACAUGACCAUGUCUGUAAGGAGAGAACUCUGCUCAGUGAUGAUUUUUGAAGUGGUGGAGCAGGCUGGAGCUAUUAUUCUUGAAGAUGGGCAAGAGCUUGACUCAUGGUAUGUUAUUUUAAACGGCACUGUAGAAAUUAGUCAUCCAGAUGGAAAAGUUGAAAAUCUCUUUAUGGGAAAUAGUUUUGGAAUUACACCCACUCUGGAUAAGCAGUACAUGCAUGGAGUUGUUAGGACUAAAGUAGAUGAUUGUCAGUUUGUCUGCAUAGCCCAGCAGGAUUAUUGGAGAAUUUUAAAUCAUGUGGAAAAAAAUACCCAUAAAGUUGAGGAAGAGGGAGAAAUUGUCAUGGUACAUGAGCACCGUGAACUAGAUCGCAGUGGAACCAGGAAAGGACACAUUGUAAUCAAGGCAACACCUGAGCGUCUCAUCAUGCAUUUAAUAGAAGAGCAUUCCAUUGUGGACCCAACUUAUAUAGAAGAUUUCCUUUUAACUUAUAGAACAUUUCUUGAAAGUCCUUUGGAUGUUGGGACCAAACUAUUGGAAUGGUUUAAAAUUGACAGCUUAAGGGAUAAGGUAACACGGAUUGUAUUAUUAUGGGUAAAUAAUCAUUUUAAUGAUUUUGAAGGUGAUCCUGCUAUGACUCGAUUUCUGGAGGAAUUUGAAAAAAAUCUGGAAGAUACAAAAAUGAAUGGUCAUCUCCGGUUAUUGAAUAUUGCCUGUGCUGCAAAGGCUAAGUGGAGACAAGUUGUGCUGCAAAAGGCUUCCCGGGAGUCCCCUCUGCAUUUCAGCCUAAAUGGAGGAAGUGAGAAGGCAUUUGGUAUUUUUGUUGAAGGUGUAGAACCUGGUAGCAAAGCUGCUGAUGCAGGACUGAAACGUGGUGAUCAGAUAAUGGAAGUAAAUGGACAAAACUUUGAGAAUAUAACGUUUGUGAAGGCCCUUGAAAUUUUGAGGAAUAAUACUCAUCUUGCACUUACUGUAAAGACCAACAUUUUUGUGUUCAAAGAGUUACUUACUAGGACUGAACAAGAGAAAUCUGGUGUUCCUCAUAUUCCCAAAAUUGCUGAAAAAAAAAGUAAUCGCCACUCAAUCCAGGAUGUACCAGGAGAUAUUGAACAGACAUCACAGGAGAAAGGAAACAAGAAAAUAAAAGCAAAUACUGUUUCAGGUGGAAGAAACAAAAUCAGGAAGAUUUUGGAUAAAACACGAUUUAGUAUCUUGCCUCCAAAACUGUUUAGGAAAACGUUUCCUCUUUCUGUAGUGCCUUUACCUGUUGUACCCACCCCGCCCUCCUCUGUUUCUCAGUGUGAAUUGUGUAAAAUCCUUCCUAGUGAUGUAGGCCUGAGCCAAUCACAGGACGACAGCAUUGUGGGAACAAGACACUGUAGGCACAGUUUGGCCAUAAUGCCUAUCCCUGGAACACUCUCAUCCAGCAGCCCCGAUCUCCUGCAGCCUACCACCAGCAUGUUGGAUUUUUCUAAUCCCUCAGAUAUUCCUGAUCAAGUUAUAAGAGUUUUCAAAGCAGAUCAACAAAGUUGCUACAUUAUCAUCUGUAAAGACACUACAGCUAAAGAAGUUGUUUGUCAAGCUAUUCAUGAAUUUGGUUUGACUGGUGCAUCUGACACAUAUUCUCUCUGUGAAGUUUCUGUUACUCCUGAGGGUGUCAUAAAACAGAGAAGACUUCCGGACCAGUUCUCCAAAUUAGCUGAUAGAAUUCAGCUCAAUGGAAGGUAUUAUUUAAAAAAUAACAUGGAAACAGAAACCCUGUGUUCGGAUGAAGAUGCUCAAGAACUAAUUAAGGAAAGCCAACUAUCCAUGCUGCAGCUCAGUACUAUUGAGGUGGCCACUCAGCUGUCAAUGAGGGACUUUGAUUUAUUUCGUAAUAUUGAGCCUACUGAAUAUAUUGAUGACCUUUUUAAGUUAGAUUCAAAAACAGGAAAUACUCACUUGAAAGAAUUUGAAGAUAUUGUAAACCAAGAGACAUUCUGGGUGGCCUCAGAGAUUUUAACUGAAUCAAAUCAGCUCAAACGAAUGAAGAUUAUUAAACAUUUUAUUAAAAUUGCACUUCAUUGUCGAGAAUGUAAGAACUUCAAUUCCAUGUUUGCAAUAAUAAGUGGCUUGAACCUGGCAUCUGUAGCACGACUCAGAGGUACUUGGGAAAAGUUACCAAGCAAGUAUGAGAAACACCUCCAAGAUCUACAAGACCUUUUUGAUCCAUCUAGAAACAUGGCAAAAUAUAGAAAUAUUCUUAGUAGUCAAAGCAUGCAGCCUCCAAUUAUUCCACUCUUCCCCGUUGUCAAGAAAGAUAUGACAUUUCUACAUGAAGGAAAUGAUUCCAAAGUAGAUGGUUUAGUAAAUUUUGAGAAGCUCAGAAUGAUUGCCAAGGAAAUUCGUCAAGUUGUUCGAAUGACUUCUGCUAACAUGGACCCAGCUAUGAUGUUCCGACAGAGGAAGAAGAGGUGGCGGAGUCUGGGGUCACUGAGUCAAGGCAGCACAAAUUCAAACAUGCUGGAUGUUCAGGGAGGUGCUCACAAAAAAAAGGCACGCCGUAGCUCUCUGCUUAAUGCUAAGAAGCUGUAUGAAGAUGCCCAAAUGGCAAGGAAAGUGAAGCAAUAUCUUUCCAGUCUGGAUGUAGAAACAGAUGAGGAGAAGUUCCAGAUGAUGUCAUUGCAAUGGGAGCCUGCAUAUGGUACCUUGACCAAGAAUCUAAGUGAGAAAAGAUCAGUCAAGUCAUCAGAAUUGUCUCCAGUGCCUGUGAGGUCAGCUGGCCAAGCAGCUAAAGCCCAUUUGCAUCAGCCCCACAGAGUGAGCCAGGUGCUUCAGGUGCCAGCUGUAAAUUUGCACCCCAUCAGGAAGAAGGGACAAGCCAAAGACCCUGCCACACUGAGUACAAGUUUACCUCAGAAAGUUUUAGGAACAACUGAAGAAAUAAGUGGUAAGAAACAUACAGAAGACACUACUUCUAUGGCAUCAUCCUUACAUUCUAGUCCUCCUGCGUCUCCUCAAGGUUCCCCUCGCAAAGGUUAUACACUUAUACCAUCAGCUAAAUCUGACAACUUGUCUGACUCCAGCCAUAGUGAGAUUUCUUCACGGUCCAGCAUUGUGAGCAAUUGCUCUGCUGACUCCAUGUCUGCAGCUCUACAGGAUGAACGGUGUUCCUCCCAGGCUGUGGCAGUCCCUGAAUCCACUGGAGCAUUUGAAAAGACAGAGCACUCCUCAGGGAUAGGAGACCAUAGUCAGCCUGGCCCUGGGUGGACACUCUCAAAGCCAUCACUAAUCAAGAAUUUAGCUGUCUCAUCUUCUAUGAGCAAUGACGAGAUUUCUCACGAGCAUAUCAUUAUAGAAGCAGCUGAUAGUGGUCGUGGAAGUUGGACUUCCUGUUCAAGCAGCUCCCAUGACAACUUCCAAAGCCUUCCAAACCCAAAAGGCUGGGAUUUUUUGAACUCUUACCGACAUACCUAUUUGGAUGGUCCCAUAGCUGAAGUUGAACCCACUGACUGUGAGCCCUGUACCUGUCCUAAAGGCUGCUCUCUAACUUGUGGUCAGUGUAAAGGAAGCCUAGAGACUAAUCAGAUGAGGCAGAGUUGGGCUUCCUCUAGUUCUCUGUCUGAUACAUACGAACCAAACUAUGGGACAGUUAAACGGAGAGUGUUGGAGAGCACCCCAGCUGAGUCAUCUGAAGGCUUGGACCACAAGGACGGCAUCGACCCCGUUUAUAAAACUGUUACUUCGAGUACAGAAAAGGGCUUAAUUGUGUACUGUGUCACUUCACCCAAGAAGGAGGAUAGGUAUAGGGAGCCACCUCCCACUCCUCCAGGAUACAUGGGGAUUUCUUUAGCAGACCUAAAGGAAGGACCCCACCUACACCUAAAACCUCCAGAUUAUAGUGUGGCAGUGCAGAGGUCAAAGAUGAUGCAUAACAGCCUCUCUAGACUGCCACCAGCUUCUCUCAGUAGCAACCCUGUGGCCUGUGUUCCUUCGAAGAUCGUAACUCAGCCUCAGAGGCAUAAUUUGCAGCCAUCCCAUCCUAAACUAGCAGAUGUGACUGACGCAGAUAGCGAAGCAGAUGAAAAUGAACAGGUUUCAGCAGUGUAGCCUUUGGAUUGACCUGAUUGAAGUCUACUGAAAGUCACGGAGGAAGGAGUGAGCAGAACGAACUCACAAUUCUGCAGGCCGUUGCCAACAGAUAGCUCGCUGCUCCUGCUGCUAACCCAGAGGUUUUAUUUCCUGUACUCUGAGCAAUGAGAUAGCCCUGAAUCAUGCUUCCUUUCAUUUAAUCCCUGCAGAUGCAUAGUUUCCUCAGCUAUGGAUGUUGUGCCUGGAUACCAGUCUUCGCUUUGCACACCAGACCUGCCUUGGGACCACAGUUACUAGAGCAAAUUCAAACUCGAGUCCUCCCCAUAUAUAUCACUAUAGAUUUUCCUUUAACAUGUUAUUUUUAAGAUAGUAAUAGUGGUAGUAUUUUCAAGCCAUAGCUUGGGUUAACAGACAAAUUCAGAAUGUCUGCCAAUACCAAGGAUAUUUUUAUGUAUUUGAAAAGUAACUUAUUAUUUGAAGUUUUGUGGUUUUGUUUGUAUUUGGGAGCUCUUGUUAAUUGAUGUUCAUGUUUGAGGCCAUAAAACUAUGUCUCUGAUUUGACCAAACUGAAGCCAUCUUUACAGGAUGAUGUUUGAUCUAUACAGAGAUGUAAUCAUCUGUAGCACCAACGAAACGUAGGGUCUCAGUUUGAGUGGAACAGGAAUCUCCGGUUGCUGUUGAGGUGUUAGGAAGGAGAAUACUGCCAUCUGCUGGUCAGGAUUUGGAAAGCCAAAUGAAGCUACCACAGGGUCCUAGCAGUCUCUUGGGAAAAGGAAGGGGGUAUGAUGGGGUGUGUAGCAACCCUAAUUUCCAAAGAAUGAAAUGUUUAUCUUACGUAACAUGUAUACCAAUUCUUUCUGAAGUGAAAGUCAUUCUCUAACUGUAACUAUAAGUAUAAAUCCAGUAAAUAGAGAAUGAGUUCUAGACAGUUCUACUCUGUAGAAACCCAUACCUAAAAUUUUUCACAACUCAAAUAUGGAGUGUUUUUAAAGGACAUGUUAUCUUUGGCGGUAUAGCUAUGAAGAUCAAUUUAGCUUUAUGCGGUGUUCUGCAGCACCCACCACGCAACCCCCGUCUCACAGCACAAGGCUGUUUUUAAUCUUCAUAAACCCUGCAGCUCCCAGUGCCUGCAGGUAAAGCUCAUUAGCACACCGAGGUCUAUAAUUGGUUGAAAAUUUGUGGGGGAAAGAGGAGCUAGAAUUAUGGAAGAUAUUAUUUCUUGGUUUUCACUGUAGGCCUUGAGAGGAAGGAGAUAUAUAUAUA